UUAAAACGAAGAAGAAGAAGCAGAUACCGCCCCUUGUUAACGCGUUCGUCUGUCUUUCAGCCAGCUAACGGAUUACAAUUGACCAUUAGCUAAUUUAGAUAUAGUGGAAUCAUAGAAUGGAAGUUCCUUUAUGGCUAUUAUUACAGAUCAAAAAGUUGGCUUGCUAGCUAUCUUAUGGGGGCGACGGUAAAGCAAGUGAAUGAGUUCUGCAAACGGAAGAAACAGAAAAAAUAAAUAUUCAGCCUGUCCCCUUAUCGCCGACGUUCCGGUGUCACAACAACAUUACUGGAAUUUGUACUCCUGCUUCCUGAAUCCACUCGUGGCAGUAUUAGUGUUGUGCCGGGGGUUUGCCUUAUAUUUGGGAAUUCUGUUUUCUUGGUUGCGUGAACAGCUUUUCCGAGUCAUGGCCGCCAAAGUCAACAGAGCCGAGGACUUGAACGAUGAUUGCGACGACAACGGCGAGCGCAUCAGAAACCACCACAAACAGGCAUUUGAGUACAUAUCAGUGGCCCUUAGGAUUGACGAGGAUCACAAAGGCCAAAAGGAGCAGGCAGUGGAGUGGUACCAGAAGGGCAUUGUGGAGCUGGAGAAGGGCAUUGCCAUUCCAGUCACAGGGCAAGGAGAGCAGCAGGAUCGGGCCAAGCGGCUCCAGGCCAAGAUGACCAACAACCUGAAGAUGGCCAGAGAUCGACUGCAGCUCUUAGCGCAGCUGUCGGGCUCCCUCCUGGGGGACGUCAGUACGGACAGUGUGCUCCCCAGUGCAGGCCUGCCUCCAGACAGCAGAACGGCUCCCAAAAAGAAGGACCCUCCACCUUCUUCCAGCCACGCUGCUCUUCGGUCUAAGAACGUACCCAAGUCCGCCCCGUGCAGCCAGCCUGCACCCCCCCGCCCUGCCCACAGGGGGUCCCCCAACUCUGCUCCAGCCAGGCCCGCCUCCAGGGUUCCCCCGAAAGCUGGACCGGAGCGGAACGGGAAGCCCGGGGCUGCGGCCCGGAUCAGGGAGAUGAAGAACUUUAAGAACGUGGACAGCAAGCUGGCCAACCUCAUCCUCAACGACAUCGUGGAGAGCGGGGCGAUGGUGCGUUUCGAGGACGUCGCCGGACAGGAGCUGGCCAAACAGGCCCUGCAGGAGAUCGUCAUCCUGCCAGCCCUGCGUCCAGAGCUCUUCACCGGCCUCAGGGCCCCAGCGCGUGGCCUGCUCCUCUUCGGACCCCCAGGGAACGGCAAGACCAUGCUGGCCAAGGCUGUAGCUAUGGAAUCCAAUGCUACAUUCUUUAACAUAAGCGCUGCCAGCUUGACCUCCAAGUAUGUUGGAGAGGGGGAGAAGCUGGUGCGGGCGUUGUUCUCUGUGGCUCGAGAGUUGCAGCCUUCCAUCAUCUUCAUCGACGAAAUUGACAGUCUCCUCUGCGAGAGGAGAGAGGGCGAGCAGGACUCUACAAGGAGGCUGAAGACAGAAUUCCUGGUUGAGUUUGAUGGGGUGCAGUCAGGAGGAGAUGACCGGGUGCUGGUUAUGGGCGCUACUAACAGGCCUCAAGAGCUGGACGAGGCCGUGCUCAGGCGAUUCGCAAAAAGGGUGUAUGUGACGCUGCCGUCGCUAGAGACCCGCCUCAGUCUGCUGAAGAACCUUCUGGAGAAACACGGGAACCCACUCAGCCACCAGGAGCUGACCCACAUAGCCAGACUGACAGAGGGAUACUCAGGGAGUGACCUCACUUCCCUGGCUAAAGACGCCGCUCUGGGCCCAAUCAGAGAGCUCCGACCAGACCAAGUAAAGAACAUGGCGGCCAAGGAGGUACGGAACAUUAAGGUCUCUGACUUUCUGGAGUCUCUGAAGAGGAUCAAACAUAGCGUGAGCCCACAGACUCUGGGCUUGUACGCGCAGUGGAACAAAUCGUAUGGGGACACCACUGGCUUCUGAAUUACAGCGCCCCCUGCUGCCCUGGAGGUGAAUGGUAGCCUGGGAUUGGAUUUAAAAAAUACAUUCUAUGGGAAGCCAAAGCCCAUGUUUUAUUUGAAUAGUGUGGUUUUCUGUAUUAGGAGGAAAUGGAGCAUAGAGGGGGAACAUCAGCACUAUUAGUCCUCUGAUGCAGCUAAGCUGGCUUCUCAGUGCGUGGCCUCGACAGACAGAGGAUGAAUGCAUUUCUCCCAUGCAUGGCCACAUUGACGUUAUCUUUACUUGAAACUUAUGAUGAAGACUGAAGCAGAAGACGGAGACCGAUUGCAGGGGGGUGGGGUCUAUGCACUAUGUGUGUGUAUAUAGUCUUGGCAUUUGAUUACGUUGAAUUGCAUAACUGUAGCAUUUCAGGGCCAUUGAAGACCUGUGCCUUAAGUAAAUGACAAACGUAACCUUUUAUACAUCCUCUUUGCUAAUAAUUCUCAAUGAUUAUUUUAAAUUAAAUUCUGCAUAUCUUUGAGGCAUAUUAGCAUCCUUUGCCAAAAUAAUUUGAUUAUUUUUGGUGUUUUUUUGUUUGUUUGUUUGCCAUAUUUAAAUAUAUAAAAAUUGACCUA
This is a messenger RNA of Conger conger (European conger), 2508 nucleotides long. Its product is annotated as spastin-like. The transcript is spliced from 17 exons. Bases 200 to 1918 code for a protein of 572 amino acids. Gene Ontology annotation, molecular function: ATP binding; microtubule severing ATPase activity; ATP hydrolysis activity. The record is from RefSeq and is a predicted model, not a curated record. Gene Ontology annotation, cellular component: microtubule cytoskeleton. Lineage: Eukaryota; Metazoa; Chordata; Actinopteri; Anguilliformes; Congridae.